Messenger RNA from Lates calcarifer (barramundi perch), 1504 nucleotides. RefSeq names its product CD209 antigen-like protein C. NCBI's taxonomy places the organism in Eukaryota, Metazoa, Chordata, Actinopteri, Centropomidae. The record is from RefSeq and is a predicted model, not a curated record. The transcript has 5 exons. The coding region runs from base 1 to 717 and encodes 238 amino acids.
AUGACAAAUAAUUUCCCUUCAGGUGCUGACAGUGUGAAGAAGAGUUCCUGCAGAGCUGCUGUGCUGUUUCUGGGUCUGCUGUGUCUUCUCCUCCUGGCUGGACUCAUAACUCUGGGCUCCCUCUACACCAAAAAGGAUAUGAAGAUGGCCCUCUUGCAGACCAGUUACAACAAUCUGACCAAUGAAAGAGACCAGUUGCAGGUCAGUCUUUACAACCUGCAUGGAGUUCUAAAUCAGUUGCAGUCCAGAUACGACACCCUGGCUAGAGAGAAAGACCAGCUACAAAAGAGACUUGAGUCCAUGACCAAAGACAGAAAUGAUCUCCAGAGAGGGUGUCAAGGAUGGGUGUAUUUCGGUGGUAGUGUUUAUUACAUUUCUUCUGUCAAGAAAACCUGGCAAGAAAGUAGAAAUUACUGUCUUCAAGAAGGUGCAGACCUGAUGAUUAUCAACAGUGAAGAAGAACAGAAAUUCUCAAGCCAGUGGAAGGAUAAUAUAUGGAUUGGACUCACUGACAGAGAGACGGAGGGGACGUGGAAAUGGGUUGAUGGGACACCUCUGACAACAAGCUACUGGGCAAGCAAUGAGCCUAACGGCCAUACAAUCUUACGCGAUGAAGACUGUGGAGAAGUGAUGCUCCAUGAAAUAAAAGACAACUGGAAUGAUAAAGCAUGCGACGAUCCAAACUUUUGGAUCUGUGAAAAGAAAUUACCUCUGUAACUCAGCCAGGACAAUUCCAGUUUUUAACAGUGCCAGUGAAACUAGCUCAGCUAAAAUUGAAAACGCCUUUUUUCUGUCUGUUUUGGCCUCACAUACACACUAAGCCCAGAUUUUUAAAUGAUGAAUGCCUGCUCAGACACACUCAGUGAAGUUCAAAGGACAACCUCCAUCUAUCGCCUGAUUUCACACCAUAUCAACACAGUAAUCACAUCCUCCUAAUGCUACUGUACGAAACUGUUCUCCUAAUGUUAACAGUUUAAAUGUUGAGUUAGUGUUCACUGAGGUUGUCACGGCAUACCAUGCUGUGGAUGAUGAGGGCAUUUGAAUGCACCUCCAAGACCAAAAAAAGCAACUUAGCAUCCUUAACAAUAUAGGUCAUCAAAAACUUUUGCCAACCACAGCCUCCACACGUCCGACAUUGUUUGGACUGACUACCCCCUGGUGGCAUGUCCAAAUCAUGCAACCAAAUGGUGAUGUAAGAAAAACUAAAGGGCUGCAACAGAGUCUGUAUCUGGUCCGUCAGUCAAGCAUCUAUUGUGUAUGUGGUUAUUCCAGUAUUGUGUGAUUGUUUUUAAUUGACUGAACUUUUGCAACUAGUGCCUACAAUUAGAGAACAUGGGGGUUGGGGGCUUAUUUGUAAAGAACUGUAAAAUAUGAGUCUCUUUUUGAUAGCUGUAAAGAAAUUAUUUACAUUUUAAUGGUUACAUCCUUUUUCUCAUCAACUCUUUUCUAUGAUAUUGGGCAGAUCUAACAGCAGCCAUUAUACAUUAAACAUUUACUAAGCUGA